AUGCCUCUGGUUCACGUCGUGGACACCAUCAUUGGCCCUUACUCGAUCGCUUGGCAAAGCCUCCAGCUUUUGCAGACUCUUUCGAUCGAGGAGUCCCAUCUCGCCAUCUUCAAUUACUCUACUCUACCAUCCUUAACGACCAUCACGAUCCGUCCAUCGGAGGGCUGUGGACCCGAGCUCGACCUCUGUCCUGUACUCGGUCGCUUUUUGACGCCUAAGUUGAAGAUUAUGAAUCUCAAAGGCUUUUGCUGUGACACCAUUGCGAGAGCGAUAGGAAAUGUUGAGGAGUGGCCCAUCGUCGAGAAGGUGUUCAUCUCCCACAAUGGGGCUUCUUGUUGCGGCUCGGUCUUGGAUAUUUGGGAGGCGAUCUCAUUGGCCUUCCCAGCUUUGAGGGGGAUCAGCGCAGUCCCCUGGGGGCACCCAGUGAAUGGUCAAUGCCAGCUAACGAUCGCCAAACGGCGGCUGUCCUUAAUCGGCCCGUUUUUUGGUGCUGUCGGUUCGCUUCUGGCAUUGAGACUCGCAGAGGAGGGGGUCUUCCCGGCUCUUGAGCGCCUAUCCCUCAAUCUGACCAAAUUCCAAGGUGGAUGGAUGGGAGACUAUACUGACCUCGGAAUAUCAUUUCUGAGGAUCCUCAUCAAACUCUAUCAAUCUCAUCGGAUAUCCCCGCAUAGGCGGCUCCAGGUCAUCACGACUACUACUAUAGGCAUUCCUGAAGACACUUCUCUCAUUUAUCAACAGCUCAUACAAGGACCUUUACCGGCGAUGAAAGUUUUGAAGUUAAAAUCGGAUGAUGGUCGGUAUCGCAUUAUCGACUUCCUACAUGCUACCACUACCAAGGCCUUUUAA
Perkinsus marinus ATCC 50983 is the source of this 846-nucleotide messenger RNA. RefSeq lists its product as hypothetical. Lineage: Eukaryota; Perkinsozoa; Perkinsida; Perkinsidae. The record is from RefSeq and is a predicted model, not a curated record. The coding region runs from base 1 to 846 and encodes 281 amino acids. The transcript has 4 exons.